Nelumbo nucifera (sacred lotus) is the source of this 2099-nucleotide messenger RNA. Its product is annotated as FRIGIDA-like protein 4a. NCBI's taxonomy places the organism in Eukaryota, Viridiplantae, Streptophyta, Magnoliopsida, Proteales, Nelumbonaceae. The record is from RefSeq and is a predicted model, not a curated record.
UUUUCCAGCCUUCUUUAUCAGAACUCAUCAGAAGCUUAAUACUUCCUCUUUCUAGGGUUUCAAAUUCUAUUCACUCUCUUCCUAUCUUGCAGAGUUGCAAGGGAGAAACCAACAAUGGGGUCGAUCCCCUUACCGGGCGAGAUGCUGCAGACGAGCUUCGAGGACUUCCAGAGGCAGGCGACGUUAAUGACGAGCUGUACCCUGUUAUGGAAGGAGCUCUCAGAUCACUUCUCCUCGUUAGAGCAAGAUCUCCAGAAGAAGUCUGAAGCUUUGAGGGAGAAGUUUCAAACCUUAGAUGACAGGACCAAGGAGACCCUGGAUGGUCUUGAGAAGCGAGAGGUUUCGAUCGAGGGAAGUGUGGAGCAAGCGCUUGUUAAGGUUGAGGAAAGGAAGGAGGCGGCGUUGAUCGCCUUGCAGAAAGGUGGAAAGGAGGAAUUUGAUGAUAGUGAUGAGGGUGUCUUGUUAAAACUGAGGUCUUUCUGUACUAAGAUGGAUUCUGCGGGGUUUUGGAAGUUCGUAACUGCGAAGAAGAAAGAAAUAGGCAUGCUUCGAGUUAAGAUCCCAUUGGCUUUAUCUGGUUGUAUUGAUCCACCGAGGUUCGUUAUGGAGGCGAUUUCGGAGGUUUUCCCCAUCGACAAGAGGUUUGAGAAGACUGAGCGGACGAAUGAUUUGGGUUGGGCUUGUGUAUUGAUACUGGAGUCGCUCAUAUCUGUCAUGGCUGAUCCUGUUCUUGGGAGUUCACGCCCUUUGGUGACUCCGAAAGUGAAGGAAAGGGCAAAGGAGAUUGCUGCGACUUGGAAGGAGAGCUUGGAUCAGCGUGGAGGGAUUGAAAACGUGAAGACGCCGGAUGUGCACACGUUUAUACAGCACUUGGUGACCUUUGGGAUUGUCUCCAAGGAGGAUGCCGAUUUGUACCGGAAGAUCGUGAUUGCUAAUGCAUGGCGGAAGCAGAUGCCUAAGCUUGCGAUUUCACUUGGGCUGGGGGAGAAAAUGGCUGAUAUGAUUGAAGAGUUAAUCAGCAAGGGACAGCAGGUUGAUGCAGUGCAUUUUACUUAUGAGGUUGGUCUUGUUGAUAAAUUUCCACCUGUUCCACUGUUAAAAGCUUACUUGAGAGAUUCAAAGAAGGCUGCAACUUCUAUUUUGGAGGAUCGCAACAACCCCGGCAAAGCGACGUACCUAGCUGGACGCAAGGAGCAGUCAGCACUUCGGGCUGUGAUCAAGUGCAUUGAGGAAUACAAACUGGAAGCGGAGUUCCCUCCAGAGCCUCUUCGGAAGCGCCUUGAACAACUGGAAAAGGCCAAGGCUGAAAAGAAAAAACCAGCUGUAAUCCCUGCCAACAAGAGAACACGAGCUAGCAAUGGGGGUCCCAUGCCUCCUGCAAAAGCUGGUCGCCUGGCAAAUGCAUAUGUAUCUUCUUUUCCAGCAGCAGCAGCAGCUCCCACAUUUGUCAGAUCUCCCUCCCAUGGCCCAUACCCAGCUGGAGCUGGUGUCCCACCAUACGCUUAUGACCGGCCUGCACCACCUGCCAUCUAUGGCAGCAGGAGCCCACCAGCUGUUAGUGUUAGGGGGGAUCACUAUGCCUACCCCCCUCCAGAAGUAGAAGCCGCCCCUCCUCUUGCUGGAUCUUAUCCAGGAGCUCCUGUGAAUUACUCUCCUUAUGGUGGCUGUGGCUAUGCCAAUGGUUUGGCUCCGGGGUAUCAACAGGCUUACUACCGAUAAAACAAAACACAAAAAGGUCAUGCAUGCUUUGACGAUGCAAGAAAUCAGUAGAUGGUAAACACUGAUUAUCAAUGACCCCAACAUCCAACAACCUCUUUUGCUUUCAGUGGCUUGUGUAAUUCACUAACCGCGUAUAGUAUUAGUAGCCAAGUCUGUGUGUUUAAUUGACUGAUUAUGCUUAUUGUUCAAGGUGAUGUUGUAUUUCUAGCUAGGCUUUGAUCAAAACUUGUAGUUGUAGUGGUAGCUGUAGAUGGUUGUUGAAAAAGUAUUUUCCACAAGGACAAGGCACUUUAGCUCACAUUACUGGGAGAACGACAUUGUGGAUGUGGUGAUGUAAAUUUUGUAGUAACGGGGCUCCUUUCGAAGGUUACAGCAUUCUA